CUCUCCCUGUCCUGUGCAGAACCACUCUUAGAAAACGGAAACCCGAGACUCUCUUUCCAAGAUGGACCUCAGUGCUUCCAAUCACCGCAUACCUCUAAGUGAUGGAAAUAGCAUUCCCAUCAUUGGACUGGGGACCUACGCAGAACCAGCAACGACCAAAAAGGGGGACUGUACAGCAUCAGUGAAGAUUGCCAUCGACACAGGGUAUCGACACAUUGACGGGGCCCACCUCUACCAGAAUGAGAAUGAGGUGGGGGACGCCAUCAGAGAGAAGAUAGCGGAAGGGAAGGUGAGGAGGGAGGACAUUUUCUACUGCGGAAAGCUGUGGGCUACAAAUCAUGUUCCAGAGAUGGUCCGCCCAGCUCUGGAGAGGACACUCAAGACCCUCAAGCUAGAUUAUGUGGAUCUUUACAUCAUUGAAGUACCCAUGGCCUUUAAGCCUGGAGAUGAAGUGUAUCCUAUGGAUGAGAAUGGCAAAUGGUUGUACCACAAGUCGGAUCUGCAGGCCACUUGGGAGGCCUUGGAAGCUUGCAAAGAUGCUGGCUUGGCGAAAUCCCUCGGGGUCUCCAAUUUUAACCGCAGGCAGUUGGAGCUCAUCCUGAACAAACCAGGACUCAAGUACAAGCCAGUCAGCAACCAGAUCGAGUGCCACCCCUACUUCACCCAACCAAAACUCUUGAAAUUUUGUCAACAACAUGACAUCGUUGUUGUUGCUUACAGCCCUCUGGGGACCUCUAGGGAUCCACUUUGGGUGAACAUAUCUUCUCCACCUUUGUUGCAUGAUGUACUUCUAAACUCACUGGGGAAAAAGUACAGCAAGACAGCAGCGCAGAUUGCUUUGCGUUUCAACAUCCAGCGAGGGGUGGUAGUCAUUCCGAAAAGUUUUAACCCUGAAAGGAUCAAAGAAAACUUUCAGAUCUUUGACUUUUCUCUCACUGAAGAAGAAAUGAAGAGCAUCGAAGCCUUGAAUACAAAUGUCCGCUUCGUGGAACUGCUCAUGUGGUGUGAUCACCCGGAGUACCCCUUUCAUGACGAAUACUGACUUCAGAGAGGCCCCCCUGGAUUUUACUCUCACGUGUGUCAGCGCCCGGGGCUGGUGUUUCCUGGUCAUGGAAAUGAAAGGGGUUUCCCUGUCCCUCGAUGAUGUAAUGAUGGAAGCUUUCCACACUUAUCUUUUGUGACCUUAGCUGUGAAGAAAAAUCUUUACAUCUCCUGAAAUAAUUACUAAUUACUAAGAGUUAUCUGCCAGCAUAGUUUUAGAUCAGUGUCUUCUAGGUUCCAGAUGAAAAACAUUAGACUUUAGAAAGUACUUCAAAGGUGACAAAUAGAGACAAAUUACACAUGAAAAUGGGCAUUAUCCGAAGUAGUCUGAGUUCUUAGACCCGGUAACAGGACAGCAGAGAGGCGGGAGUUGGCAUGUGCCAGGGGGCAGCAGUGGCCUGAUGGUCUGGCACUGAUUGUAAUACAGGCACAGCUAAGAGAAGAACACACAGCAGUACUUUUGCUAUUAUUUUGUUUGUUUUUGCAGUGCUGAGGAUGAACUUAGGGCCGCUAUGCUAGACAAGGCUCUGCCCCUGAGCUGCAUCCCUAGCCCUUGGCUCAUGCAUUGUUAACAAGGAAGUGAUUUCCUGCAUCUUGAGUAGAUAAAGGAGAAAUGUAGAAAAGCCUAAACAUCGAUUUUAUUAAGCACAGUUGUCAGCAGAGUCUUGAUGAUUUUGUUGUUAUUGUUUAUUUCCAUGCAGUGUGUGCCUGUUUAGCUUUCAGUUAGUUUUAAGGCUAGAUAGUUACUGGUUCCCCAUACAACCUUACAGGGACCCGCACCCACAUACCUGGUAAUCCAGCUGUGUCUUACCAUUACUCUAGUUCAUCAUGCACCCACCAUUGUGUGAAGUGACUUGAAACAACCAACAUUCACCAAUAAGCCCGCUACCAGAAAACAGUAAAAAGAAAGGUAUUUUAAAAGAAGGAAUUUUUAAAGGAGGUUUUAGAAAACACUGGAAGAUGAGACCUUAUAAAAUUAUUAUUCUUAAGACCUUAAGAGAAUUAUUGGGAUAAUAAUUUGAAUUUCAAAACAGUAGCCAGUUUAAAAGAACACUGAUAAUUUUACCAUAUGUAAGUUUUUAACAAGUGAAUAAGAUUAUUAGAACUCAGCUAUACAGAUGUACUUAUUUUCAAGUCAACUAAAGAAAUACAUUUUAUUCCCAUUGGGUCACUUUCAGAAAGCUUUUAGAGAGUUCUCCAAAACUUGUUUUUCCACGAUCAUUUAAUUAUGAAUAAAAUUCAACAACCUAAAGAUAAUUUCUGAGAAAUUAUCACUUUAAAAAAUUUGAUCUAUUCACAUUGUUUUCAACGAUUCCAAUGUUAACAGUGCAUUCUCUAGAAAAUGUUUUGUUCACAAGAAAUAAAAUGUGAUGAUUUGU
Messenger RNA from Sciurus carolinensis (gray squirrel), 2420 nucleotides. It is a transcript of the gene Akr1d1, whose product is annotated as aldo-keto reductase family 1 member D1. The transcript has 9 exons. The record is from RefSeq and is a predicted model, not a curated record. Lineage: Eukaryota; Metazoa; Chordata; Mammalia; Rodentia; Sciuridae. Gene Ontology annotation, cellular component: cytosol. Gene Ontology annotation, molecular function: Delta4-3-oxosteroid 5beta-reductase activity; steroid dehydrogenase activity; ketosteroid monooxygenase activity. Bases 62 to 1042 code for a protein of 326 amino acids. Gene Ontology annotation, biological process: bile acid biosynthetic process.